This is a messenger RNA of Dalotia coriaria, 3286 nucleotides long. RefSeq names its product angiotensin-converting enzyme-like. The transcript has 10 exons. Gene Ontology annotation, biological process: proteolysis. Bases 99 to 2354 code for a protein of 751 amino acids. NCBI's taxonomy places the organism in Eukaryota, Metazoa, Arthropoda, Insecta, Coleoptera, Staphylinidae. Gene Ontology annotation, cellular component: plasma membrane. The record is from RefSeq and is a predicted model, not a curated record. Gene Ontology annotation, molecular function: metallopeptidase activity; peptidyl-dipeptidase activity.
CAACCGAUCAGUGUAUGUUCGUCGCUUCAUCAACCAACAUGCACGCUUAAUCCAUAAAAAAUUAACUCAAACAUAAUUUUUAAAAAUAUUUUAAAAUCAUGUGUGACAUAAGCCAUUCGCGUAAAUCCAUCGUGUUCGUGUUAUUCACAAUAAUCCUUAGUGUCGCAUCAGAAGCGCAAUUAGAUUUCGAUCAGAACAAUCGCGUGCAAUUUUCUAACGCCGGAAAUACCGGUAAUAUCGCCAAUAAUAACCCGCAAGACACAAAUAAUCCGAGUUAUUUUAACUAUGACCGAAGCGAUAGUUAUGAUCGGGAUACAUACGAUCGAAACACAAAUUUCGAUCGGAAUUUAAACUACAACGAACGUCAGGAUCAGCCACGCUAUGAUCAAAAUCCUCAACGUGUGAAUGAUCCGAAUUUUCGCCAGGAAGAUCCACGAUAUGAAAAUAGUUACCGUGGUGAUAUACGACAAUUAUUGCAAGCUCUAGACCUGCAAUCAUCGCAACAAUGCACGAGUAAUGUGGCAGCGCAGUGGAACUUCGAGACGAAUGUCAAUCAAGUCACACAACUUGAAGCGUUAAACGCUCAGCAAUUAUAUUCCGAUUUUCAACACGGCGUCUGGGAGCUGUUCACUCGUGUCCGUAACGCCAACAUCCCCGACAUUACAACUUAUCGCCAGAUACGAUUUAUGAGCGUCGUGGGGCCAGCAGCACUGCCACCAGAUCAACUCGAUCGGUACAAUCGUUUGAUCAACGACAUGCUAUCAGUCUACAAUCAGGCAUCAAUUUGCGCCCUCAACGAGCCAUUCCGAUGCGGAUUACGUCUGCAACCAGAUUUGUCACACAUAAUGGCGAACAGCCGGAACUGGGAAGAAUUACAACACGUUUGGACUGAAUGGAGGCGGCAAACAGGCCACCACGUCAAAGAAAGCUAUGAACAAUUAGUACAUUUAUCAAAUGAAGCCGCACGACUCAACAAUUUUAGUGACACUGCGGAAUAUUGGAACUUCCCGUUUGAAUCCCCAAGCUUAAACUUGGAUCUAGAAGACGCAUGGGAAGAGAUCAAACCGCUUUAUGAGUUAUUACACGCUUAUGUACGCAGGCGAUUGAGGGACUUCUACGGACCGGAAAAGAUCAAUAGACAAGCACCACUUCCGGCUCAUAUUUUGGGUAACAUGUGGGCACAAUCCUGGACGAAUAUAUUUGAGAUUUCACAGCCAUAUCCAGGCCGGAAUUAUUUAGAUGUCGGACCGGAAAUGAUUAGACAAGGUUAUGCACCAGUGGACAUCUUUCGUCUGGCAGAAGAUUUCUUUGUUUCAAUGAACAUGACACCACUUCCCAAUGAUUUCUGGGCGAGUUCCAUCUUAGAAGAACCUCAAGACCGUGUGGCGGUGUGUCAACCGAGUGCUUGGGACUUUUGUAACAGUCGUGACUUUAGAAUAAAAAUGUGUACGAAAAUAACAAUGAAGGAUUUGAUAACCGCCCACCAUGAAAUGGCGCACAUACAUUACUUCAUCAAUUAUAGAAAUCAACCGAAAGUGUUCCGCGACGGUGCGAAUCCAGGUUUUCACGAGGCGAUUGGUGAAGCAAUAGGUUUAUCUGUAGGCACGCCGCGCCAUCUACAAGUACUAGGACUAUUACAGAACUCUGUAGAUGACGGCGCUGUCGAUAUAAACUACUUAUAUCAAAUGGCACUUGAUAAAAUUGCUUUCCUACCUUUUGCGUACGCCAUGGACAAGUGGAGGUAUUCCAUCUUCAAAGGAGAGAUUAAUAAAGAUCAAUACAACUGCGAAUGGUGGCGAAUCAGAGAGGAGUAUACCGGUAUAAAACCACCUGUGCUGCGUUCUGAAAUGGAUUUCGACCCCGGUGCGAAGUACCAUGUGCCAGCAAACAUACCAUAUCUAAGAUAUUUCGUGAGCACCAUUCUGCAAUUCCAAAUCUAUCGCUCUUUGUGCCAGGCGGCGGGACAGUACGAUCCGGCGGAUUUAUCAAGGCCAUUGCACAAGUGCGACAUAUACCGGAGUCGUGAUGCUGGCCGCAUUUUAAGUAAUCUAAUGGAAAAGGGAUCUUCUUUACCAUGGGCUGACACUUUGUAUCAAGCUACAGGUGAGACCCGGAUUAGUGGUGCGGCGUUAAGGGAAUAUUUCCGGCCCUUGGAGGAUUGGCUCCGAAAUGAAAACCUACGCACACAGGAAUACGUCGGUUGGUUGUAUGAUGGUGAUUAUUGUAAGCAAAGCAUCGAAACAGCUGGUUUGCAAGUGUAUGGUGGGUUCUAUAACUCGGCACCACAAACUGUCAAUAGUAAUUUGUUGGUUAUGUUGUCUGUGCUAGGGAUUAUCACGUGGAAUAGAUAUUGAUUGUUUUUGUCUCGGUUUUUAUUUUUGAAAUUAAGUAAUCCGGUUCUUUUCGCUUUCGGUUGUCGGUUUUCUUCUUGAUACACAUUUCGUAUCCGCUACACAAGUGUAACAGUAACAUAUGCGGCAUGUCGAUUUUUCGGAGAAAGUUUUUGUCAAUUUUGAACGUGCGCGCCGUCAGGGAAUUUUUUUACGUCUAUGUCACGCACCGCACUUGUAAUUAUUUGCAAAAUCGUGGAAUAUUGCACAAGAUAUUGUCAAAACAUACAAAUACAUCCGUUCAAUUAACUUAAGUAAGUAAUUUAAGUCGUUUAAGGUCACCGGGUUUUUUCUUCUUUGACAAUACUUGAUUGUUUGAUUGUUUUUUUCAUUUCUAACCUAAAUUAUGCUCUACUUUUGUAAAAAUUUAAAAAAAUUACAAAUUGCGUCUGCCAUCUGUUGAUCUAUUGAUUAAUUAUAAACUCUUGAAAUUUAAAUCGUUUUGGGAGCGAAAUUAAUAGAUACCUAACGAAAUUUCUAAAAUUCUUAAGCAACUAAUAACGGUCGAAAUUUUCACAAAACGCAUGCCACGGAUGCUGGCUGAGAGCCCGUAACUAAUUCCGGUCUUUAAUAUUAAGUCUCCGAACGUUUAAUUAUAGUGUUACAUGAAUACGAAGCAUUUAACUAUUUUUUUGUUGUUCACAAAACGCCGAAAAAAUACAAUAAUGUUAGACACGCUUUGUUGAACAUGUUUAGUUGAAUCAAUAACGAUUGCAACGCGUGAGUAAACACAUUUCUUUUUAAAUAAUAAUGAUUUUGGUGUAAGUGUAAGAAAUAAUUGUAUAUGAUGUAUAAAUAGUCAUAGUUUAAGAUAGAAUUUUAUACUUUUUAUUCGCGUGUACUUGUAUUAUAAUAUAAUUUGUUAUUAAGUGAAAAUAAACAGAACGUAAGCAAAA